Fomitopsis serialis is the source of this 2158-nucleotide messenger RNA. RefSeq names its product armadillo-type protein. The transcript is spliced from 2 exons. Gene Ontology annotation, molecular function: mRNA binding; translation initiation factor activity; protein binding. The coding region runs from base 58 to 2082 and encodes 674 amino acids. Gene Ontology annotation, cellular component: eukaryotic translation initiation factor 4F complex. Lineage: Eukaryota; Fungi; Basidiomycota; Agaricomycetes; Polyporales; Fomitopsidaceae. The record is from RefSeq and is a predicted model, not a curated record.
CGCCAGCUGCAGGGCCUUGGUCUUUCAAAUCUCAAUGGUCCGAGUGGCAGUUUCACCAUGGGCAAGUUCGCGACGCCGGGCAUCAAGACCAGCGAGGACCGUUUCAAACAGGCGAGUGUUGGCACGCAGUUCGGCACACUACCAUCUCCUAUGGUCCGCCCGUCCAGUCAAGACGGUCCCAGCGCGAUUGUCAGCAAGCGGGAUGUCGACUGUGGAGAGGCGAACAGGGGUGGACCUGAUCGCUCGUUGCACGGAUUGUCAUCGCUGCAGGCUGACGCUGUGCCACCCGAGUACCUCGUGCAUCAAUUGCAUCUGACGAGCCUUGACGAGCAACAGUACGAAGUCGACCUGCACUCGCUAGAGCUGCUUUCCAGCAAGGUCCGUGCGUUGCUCAACGGACUUACCAUGGAAUCCUUCGACUCGAUCUCAGACCAAAUCGUCGUGUGUGCAAACAUGUUUAAGGAUGAACAUGACUGUCGAUCGCUCAGCAAGAUCGUCCGCCUCGUGUACGACACAGCAACCAACGAUCUUACCUCGUCUGCGAUGUAUGCACUCCUGUGUCGCAGAAUGAUGGGCAAGAUCAGCCCUGGGGUUCGGGAUGAGGCCGUCAGGGACGCGGAGGGCAAGUCUAUUGCGGGAGGGCAGCUUUUCCAUAGAUUGCUGCUGAAUCGGUGCAAGGAGCACUUCGAGCGCUGCUGGGCUGCACGUUCUACUAUGGAGGAAGGCUACCAGGAAACCGCUGCGCAGCAGACAGCAAGGCGGCAGAGUCUCGGCCUCAUUAAGUUCAUGGGCGAGCUGUUCAAGAUGCAGAUGCUUACAGAGCAUAUCAUGCACAAGUCCAUCAACGAACUUCUGGCCAACGUCGAAGACCCCGAAGAAGAGGAGAUCGAGGGGCUGUGUUUACUGUUGACCACUGUCGGCUUGCAAAUCGACACGCCGAAGGCCCGUCGUCACAUGGAUGGCUACUUCGCAUGUAUGAGAGGGCUUAUGAACAAGCCGAACGUCAAUCUGCGUAUGCGAACUAUGCUCCAGGACGUCAUUGAUCUUCGUGAUCACAAAUGGCUAGCUGACGAUGAAACUGCUGUUUCUGAUUCUGCUGCUACUACUCACAUGCAAGAUACAGUAAUCGCCGCAAGGGAAGAAUCAGGUUACUCGCACGUAUCUGAGGCGUUCUGUGGUGAGUUUCUAUGCAGCGGUCAUGGUUCCCACCUGUCGGAUGUCGAUGCCGAUGGCUGGUCCGAUGUCCGAGCCCCCACCCUUCCCAGUAUCCGUACGAUAUCGAGCUCGGAGGUGGAGGUGGGCGGUCCAUCCCCAUCCACCGAGGCCAGCGGAGUAGCAUUCGAAGCGGACAAGUCAGCAAACAUCCCUGCAAAGGAUCAGCAGCAGGAGGAGGCCCUGUCGUCAUGGGUACUCUCGAGCGUGGCUUCAGAGUCGAUGGACAGUCCCAAGUACGCGAUAGAGUAUGCUGCGGCAGAGUCAUCGCAAACCUACUGUCGCAAGGCAAGUGUGGGAGCUGCCCAUACAGUUGUACCGGAGGGAAAUUCUACGACCGCGGAGGAGCCGAGUCCCGGUAUCCGACGAAGACUCGGGCCCCCUCAAUCGGAUCUCGGAGCGCUGUCCAUAUUCGACGUUCAUACCCCCAAUGUCAACCGCCUCCGCAUGACGCCAAUGACUGAGCAGCUCAAGUUGCAGCUCAGCGACAACUUAAAGGGGUUCUUCGAAGUGCGGGACCUGGACGAGGGCGAGGCGUAUUGUCGCAAACUUUCGUCGGGGCACAGGUGGCGCCUCGUCGAUAUGCUUGUGUUAUACGCUGUCGUCUCCGCUAGGGCAGUGGAUGCGCGGCUCGUGGGUGAGCUGUUCGCGCGUGCUGCAAAGAAGGACUUCAUCUCGCCAGAUGCUUUUGAUGACGGGUUUUCACCAACUCUAGAGAACCUUCACGUCUUCGCAUUGCAUACGCCGAAUGCUGCGAGCAUUCUUGCCGUUAUGUUAAAGAAGGCGCAGCUCGAUAGUGCACGACUGCACAGUUUGAUCCGUAGAACCGCAGGCAGUGACUAUGAUAUGCUCGUCGGUCUCCUACUGUAAAUGUUACCUUGAAUGUCUUGUCACGAAACUUCGUAUCCCCGGGGCCGCCAAUGUUAUGAUUUGGGCUUCAAUUUUC